GCUCUGGUGUAACGGCCGCGUGCACCUUGCUCGGUAACUAGCGUCUUUGAGUUAUUGACACCGUGUUGUCUGGUUCGCUCACGCGCUACUCACCUUCAUAAACGGAAACUAAACGAGUAUUUUGAGUUCCCCGUGUACUCAGUUUAAGUAGUUUGGUGAUGUAGAAUUAAUCUGUUUUUGGCGCCUAACACUUCUUUGACAUUGGAUUGCUUGUUUACUGAAUGAGACAGAAGGCACGGAUAACCCUCGGAAGUCCCAUUUGGUUCUUUUAACGUCUUAGGUUUUUUGGUGAGGGUUGCUAUUGAAAAUGAUCAUGCAAGUUGGCAUCGUCAGCGUCAUGAUUUACGGCAUCUCUGCUGUGCUGGGGGCCUCCAACGUGUCAGAGGAGCAUGGCCAGUGUCCACUGGGCUUCUUCCCUUGUGGCAACCUGACCGUGUGCCUUCCUCAGCUGCUGCACUGCAACGGCGCGGACGACUGCGGGAACCAGGCGGACGAGGAGAACUGUGGAGACAACAAUGGAUGGCCGCACUUGUUUGACAAGUACUUCGGAAUGCCCAACAAUGAUGCAGGAACCAAGUCUAAUGCGUGCUUGCUGGGGCUGGUCCCAGAUCCGUGCCUGUGUAGAGACCUGGAGCUGGACUGUGACGGGGCCAACUUUAAAGACGUGCCCACCGUGUCUGUGAACAUCACCAUGAUGUCUCUGCAGCGGAACCGCCUGCGGAAAUUGAAUGGGCAUAUAUUCUUCCAGUACCGAAGCCUAAAGAAAUUGUAUCUUCAGCACAACCUGAUCCGCGUGGUGAGCCCCAACGCUUUCCGGGGCCUGUACAAUCUGACCCGACUGUAUUUAAGCUACAACAAGAUUUCUGUUCUGAUGCCUGAAGUGUUUCAGGACCUUCACAACCUGGAGUGGCUGAUUCUGGAGAACAACCGCCUCCAGCGGGUCACCUCGACCACCUUCCUUGGCCUGCACUCACUGGUGUUGCUGGUUUUAUUGAACAAUAAUCUGUCUCGGCUGGAUGACAUCUGCCAGGAGAUGCCCAGACUCAACUGGCUGGACCUGGAGGGCAAUCAGAUUGAGCGGGUGGGAAAUUUGACCUUCCGUUCCUGCAGUAUGCUAACUGUGCUUGUGUUACAGCGGAACAGAAUUAGUCAUCUUCAUGAUCAGGCUUUUUCUCCUCUUCACAAACUUGGCGAGUUGGAUCUGUCCAGUAACAGCAUCACUGCUUUCCCCUCUCACUUCUUUGUACAGCUGGUAGAUUUGCUUCAACUGAAUAUAUCCUACAACCCCAUUCUUGACCUGGAAGUGGAUCAUUUCGACAACCUGCAUAAACUGAAAUCACUGGUCAUCGAGGGAAUCGAGAUUGGGAACAUCCAGAGUCGCAUGUUUGAGCCCCUCAGAAAUCUCACACACAUAUACUUCAAAAAGUUCCAGUAUUGCGGCUACGCUCCACACGUGCGCAGCUGUAAGCCCAACACCGACGGCAUCUCCUCUCUCGAGGAUAUGCUGGCCAACAUCGUGCUCCGCGUCUUCGUCUGGGUCGUCUCGGCAACCACCUGCUUCGGCAACAUCUUCGUCAUCUGCAUGCGCUCCUACAUCCGCUCCGAGAACAAGCUCCACGCCAUGUGCAUCAUCUCACUCUGCUGCGCCGACGGGCUCAUGGGCGUAUACCUAUUCAUGAUUGGCGCGUACGACCUGAAGUUCCGUGGCGAGUACAACCGGCACGCGCAGGCGUGGAUGGACAGCGCGGCGUGCCAGGUGGUGGGAUCCCUGGCCAUGCUGUCCACGGAGGUGAGCGUGCUGCUGCUGACCUACCUGACGCUGGAGAAAUACAUCUCCAUCGUCUACCCCUUCCGCUACCUGACGCCGGGACGUCGUCGCACCGUCACCAUCCUCGUGGCCAUCUGGGUCCUCGGCUUCAUCAUCGCCUUCCUGCCGCUCGUCUGCAAAGGAGCCUUCCGGAACUUCUAUGGGACCAACGGCGUGUGUUUCCCCCUGCACUCGGAGCAGAGGGAGACGGAGGGCGCGCAGAUCUACUCCAUCGUCAUCUUUCUGGGCCUGAAUCUGGCAGCCUUCCUCAUCAUUGUGCUCUCAUACGGCAGCAUGUUCUACAACAUACAGAGAACGGGCACGCAGACCACCAAGUACAGCAACCACAUCAAGAAGGAGCUGACCAUCGCCAAGCGCUUCUUCUCCAUCGUCAUCACAGACUCCCUCUGCUGGAUCCCCAUCUUCAUCCUCAAGAUCUUAUCGCUCAUGCAGGUUGAGAUUCCAGGAUCCAUCAGUUCGUGGGUGGUGAUCUUCAUCCUGCCCAUCAACAGUGCCCUGAACCCCAUCCUGUACACACUGACCACACGGCCCUUUAAGGAGACACUGGUGCAGGUGUGGGCCAACUACAGGCAGCGGCGCCCCCUGCUGGGCAGCCGCCCCGCGCACCUACACCCCUUUACCUGGCUGGAGAUCGCACCCCUGCAGGAGGGAAGCCAGGCCACCACGCUCGCUCUCACCUCCCCAGACUUCCAGCCGCACCCCACAUCCUGCGCCUCCUGAACCACCUCCCAGCUGCUUCCUACAGCCAGGGCCAAUGAGACGUGAGAUACUAGUGACCCCACCCCCCCUAAGGGCCAAUGAGAUGUGAGAUACUAGUGGGCACACCCCCCCCCCCCCAAGGGCCAAUAAGACGUUAAAUGUCAUCGCCCCUCACCCCCACCGCCAUACAACUAUACUACUUAUCUCACCUCAAGGACCACCGAGCGUCUGCCAGUCCUUUGCUGUUUACACUGGCUGAGUUCAUUAGGCAUAUGUUGUGUGUUUGUUGACGUUCACAUUCCACGCUCACGUUCGG
This is a messenger RNA of Clupea harengus (Atlantic herring), 2843 nucleotides long. It is a transcript of the gene rxfp1, whose product is annotated as relaxin family peptide receptor 1. Gene Ontology annotation, biological process: hormone-mediated signaling pathway; adenylate cyclase-activating G protein-coupled receptor signaling pathway; activation of adenylate cyclase activity. The record is from RefSeq and is a predicted model, not a curated record. Gene Ontology annotation, molecular function: protein binding; G protein-coupled peptide receptor activity. Gene Ontology annotation, cellular component: plasma membrane. Lineage: Eukaryota; Metazoa; Chordata; Actinopteri; Clupeiformes; Clupeidae.